Molecule: messenger RNA, 2069 nt
Organism: Vigna unguiculata (cowpea)
Lineage: Eukaryota; Viridiplantae; Streptophyta; Magnoliopsida; Fabales; Fabaceae
Product: diacylglycerol kinase 1-like
Biological process (GO): phospholipase C-activating G protein-coupled receptor signaling pathway
Cellular component (GO): membrane
Molecular function (GO): ATP-dependent diacylglycerol kinase activity
Source: RefSeq, a predicted model, not a curated record
UUCGUACUACGGGGCACAAGGCUCUGUUUGGCACUCUGAAUAAGUUAGCUUUUGUUUCCGCUUUUGCGGAAUCCGGUUCUGUGAAAAGUUCAACUCGAAAACAGUUGGUUUUGUUAAAAGUGCUUUCUCUUUCGCUGUGUUUGUUUGGUUUGCUGCGUUCGCCGAAGUAAAAAAGACGUAGCAAAACGACACGCGUAACUAACUUUCGCGUCGGUUGAGGAAAUGGUGGUGAGAAAUUGCAAGCGUUCGGUUUCUCGUUUCCUCGUUCGGAGGUGGUGGUGUUUUGAAAUGGCAAUGGGUGAUGGUAGUUACUGUAGAAAGUCGAGCUGGGAAAUAGCAAUGGGUGAUGGUAGUUAUGAUAGAACUUUGAGGGAGUUCUGUAUUCCGGAUUACAUAUUACUGUCAGGAUCUGAGGGGAAAAGUGUCUCGCAUGUACCUGCGUGCCCUGUGAUUGUUUUCAUAAACUCCAAAAGUGGUGGCCAGCUUGGAGGGGAGCUUCUUGUUUCCUAUAGUACACUUCUUAACAAAAACCAGGUUUUUGAUUUGGGAAAAAAUGCUCCGGAUAAGGUGCUGCAGAAGCUUUAUGCGACUUUGGAAACGCUCAAGCACAAUGGGGAUGAUUUUGCAGCUGAAAUUCAGAAUAGAUUGAGAAUAAUUGUUGCAGGUGGAGAUGGUACUGCUAGCUGGCUUCUUGGAGUUGUAUCUGACCUUAAAUUACGUCAUCCGCCACCAAUUGCAACGGUACCAUUGGGGACGGGAAAUAAUCUUCCCUUUGCAUUUGGAUGGGGAAAGAAAAAUCCAACCACGGAUCUUCAAUCAGUGACGGCAUUCCUAAUGAAUGUAAAAGCGGCAAAGGAAAUGAAAAUAGACAGUUGGCAUAUUGUAAUGAGAAUGAAGGCUCCAAAAGAAGGUUCAUGUGACCCUAUUGCACCCCUUGAGCUGCCUCACGCUAUGCAUGCAUUUCAGCGUGUCUCUUCAACAGAUAAGCUAAACAUGGACGGUUACCACACUUACCGUGGGGGAUUUUGGAACUACUUUAGCAUGGGAAUGGAUGCUCAAGUAUCUUAUGCAUUUCAUUCAGAGAGGAAGUUGCAUCCAGAAAAGUUUAAAAAUCAGUUAUAUAAUCAGAGUGCCUAUCUGAAGCUUGGAUUUUCACAAGGAUUGUUCUUUUCUUCUCCGUUUCAAUCAUCACGGAAUAUAGGUCAGCUGGCCAAGGUCAAAAUAAUGAAAAAAGGCCAUUGGGAAGAUCUCCACAUACCUCGCAGCAUUCGGUCAAUUGUUUGCCUGAACUUGCCCAGCUUUUCUGGUGGACUCGAUCCUUGGGGAAAACCAAAUAGGAAGAAAUCAAUUUAUAGGGACCUGACUCUUCCCUAUGUGGAUGAUGGCCUAUUUGAGUUAGUUGGUUUUAGAGAUGCUUGGCAUGGUCUUGUUUUGCUUGCACCAAAUGGACACGGGACUCGUUUGGCACAGACAAGCAGAAUCCGAUUUGAGUUUCACAAGGGUGCAGCUGAGUGCACAUUCAUGAGAAUUGACGGAGAGCCAUGGAAACAACCCCUCCCAAAAGAUGAUGACACAGUUGUUGUUGAGAUAUCACACCAUGGUCAAGUUAGCAUGCUUGCCACCCCAUUGUGCCGUUCUAAAAGUAUGUAUGAUCCUUCCUCACCCUCCGUUGACCGGGAAGAAUAUGACAGCAGUAAUGAAGAACAAGAAGAAGAUUGGGAAGAACGCCGCAAAUUUGGUGCAGCUGAUACAUUCAAAUACCCUGAUGGAAUUGACAUAGCUCAAGUAAGUUAGUGUACACAAAGGAAUAACCAUACUAGCAUUGGUCAGUGUUUGGUGUAAGUAAAUGAAAGGGUGGUGCUAAAUUGUUUUCUUGUUUAGUGCAUAAUGUACAGGGGAUUUUGGAUCAAAUUACUCUAGUACUCAGUAAUGUUUGACUAGUUAUUCAUGUAAUGAACCUAGGAUCGGGUAUUGUUCUCAUACUUCUAGCGUGUAUGCCUUUUAGGUUUGAGUACGUUUAUUUAACCAUUACACAAUCUAUUCUUUCAUUUCAAUGCCAAUUGUGGAGA